Castor canadensis (American beaver) is the source of this 3951-nucleotide messenger RNA. The record is from RefSeq and is a predicted model, not a curated record. NCBI's taxonomy places the organism in Eukaryota, Metazoa, Chordata, Mammalia, Rodentia, Castoridae.
AUGAUAGAAGAGGCCACCUGCAUAGCCCUUCCAUUUGGCACACGCUUGACCCCUCUGUGGGCCUUCAAUGUGGAUGUGUCCCAGCCCUGGGUCACACCUGAGGGAGGUGCACCUUUCGUGCUCAGCUCCCUUCUGCACCAAGAUCCCAGCACCAAUCAGACCUGGCUCCUGGUCACCAGUCCUAGUACCAACAGGACUUCAGCACCCCUCCAUCGAUGCUCUCUUACCCAGGAUGAAAUCAUCUGCCAGGCAGUAGAGCAUGUCCCCAUCCCCAAGGGGAGGCACCAAGGAGUGACAGUUGUCCGGAACCAGCACGGUGUAUUGAUAUGCAUUCAGGUGCAGGCCCGGCAGCCCCGAAGCCUCAGCUCAGAACUCACAGGUACCUGUAGCCUGCUGGCUCCUGACUUGCAUCCCCAGGCCCAGGCCUCCUUCUCGGACCUUGAAGAUCUCCUGAACCCAGAUGUACAUGUGGAUGCCAGUGACUGUGACAGAAACAAACGAGGCAGCACUGAGGAGCAUAAGAAUGCAGCCAGGAGGCCCCGGGCUCUGGAGGAGGCAGAGCAGGAGGAGAAAGAAGAGGAGGAGGAUGAGGAAGCUGGCACUGAGAUUGCCAUCAUCCUGGAUGGCUCAGGAAGCAUUGACCCCCCAGAUUUUCAGAGAGCCAAAGACUUCAUCUCCAACAUGAUGAGGAACUUCUAUGAGAAGUGUUUUGAGUGCAGCUUUGCCUUGGUGCAGUAUGGAGAAGUGAUCCAGACUGAGUUUGACCUUCGAGACAGCCGGGAUGUGAUGGCCUCCCUUGCCAGAGUCCAGAACAUCACUCAAGUGAAGAGUGUCACCAAGACUGCCUCAGCUAUGCAGCACGUCCUAGACAACAUCUUCACACCAAGCCACGGCUCCAGAAGAAAGGCAUCCAAGGUCAUGGUGGUACUCACUGAUGGUGACAUAUUUGGUGACCCCCUCAAUCUCACAACUGUCAUCAACUCCCCAAAGAUGCAGGGUGUUGAGCGCUUUGCCAUUGGGGUGGGAAAUGCAUUUCAGCAAGUGAAGACUGAUCAGGAACUGAAGCUGAUUGCCUCAGACCCCAGUGACACCCACGCCUUCAAAGUGACUAAUUAUGCAGCGCUGGACGGGCUGCUGAGCAACCUGCAGCAGAGCAUCAUUCACAUGGAAGGCACAGUUGGAGAUGCCCUUCACUACCAGCUGGCACAGACUGGCUUCAGCGCCCAGAUCCUGGAUGAGGGGCAGGUGCUGCUCGGCGCCGUGGGAGCCUUUAACUGGUCUGGGGGUGCACUGCUCUACGACUCGCGUAGCCGCCGGGGCCGCUUCUUCAACCAGACCGCCGCUGAUGCGGCUGGGGAUGCGCAGUACGGCUACCUGGGUUACUCGGUGGCUGUGCUACACAAGGCCUGUGGUGUCUCCUAUGUUGCUGGAGCUCCACGGUACAAACAUCGUGGAGCUGUGUUUGAGCUCCAGAAGAAGGGUGAAGAGGCCACCUUUGUGCUGGGGCUAGAGGGAGAACAGAUGGGGUCCUACUUUGGCUCUGAGCUGUGCCCUGUGGAUGUGGACAUGGAUGGGACCACGGACUUCUUGCUGGUGGCUGCACCAUUUUACCACAUCUGUAGAGAAGAAGGCAGAGUCUACGUGUACCAACUGCACGAGCAGCAUGGAUCCUUCUCCUUGGUGAGCACGCUAAAUGGACAUAUGGAGCUCACUGAUGCCCGCUUUGGCUUUGCCAUGGCAGCUGUGGGGGAUAUCAAUCAGGAUAAGUUCACAGAUGUAGCCAUUGGAGCCCCCCUGGAGGGUUUUGGGGCAGGCGAUGGGGCCAGCUUUGGCAGCGUGUACAUUUACAAUGGACAUUGGGACGGCCUCUCUGCCAUCCCCUCACAGCGGAUCAGAGCCUCUGCUAUGGCCCCAGGACUCUACUACUUCGGCACGUCCCUGGCUGGUGGCUUAGAUUUCAAUGGCGAUGGCCUUGCUGACAUCACUGUGGGCACACUGGGCAGGGCAGCUGUUCUCUGCUCACGACCUGUGGUUCACCUGAAGGUGUCCAUGACCUUCGUCCCCAGUGCACUGCCCAUUGGCUUCAAUGGCAGUGUGAAUGUACAUUUGUGUUUUGAAAUCACCUCUGCAACCAUGGCUGCCGACUCAGGCCUCAGAGAGACAUCACUCAACUUCACAGUGGAUGUGGACAUGGGGAAGCCCAGGAAGAGGCUGCAGUGUUCUGACAUGAGGGACUGUCUGAGCCAUAUUAAGAAGUGGAGCAGUGGGUCUUCCCUUUGUGAGCGCCUGCAGCUCAUCCCCACAGAGGGAGAGCUCUGUGAGGAGGACUGCUUCUCCAACAUCAGCAUCAAAGUCACCUACCAGCUCCAGACACCUGAUGGAUGGAGGGGCCAUCCCCAACCCAUCCUAGACCACUACAUGGAGCCCUCUGCCAUCUUCCAGCUACCCUAUGAGAAGGCCUGCAGAAAUAAGCUGUUUUGUGUCGUCGAGUUACAUAUGGCCACCACCAUUUCUCAUCAAGAACUGGUGGUGGGUCUCACCAAGGAGGUGAUCAUGAACAUCAGCCUAACCAACUCUGGGGAAGAGUCCUACAUGACAAACAUGGCCUUGCAUUACCCCAGAAACUUGCAAUUUAAGAGGAUUCAAAAGCCUCUGUUUCCAGAUAUUCAGUGUGAUGACCCUGUGCCAGCUGCUUCCAUCCAGGUCAUGAAUUGCAAGAUUGGUCACCCAAUACUUAAGAAGUCAUCUGCAAACGUCUCAGUAGUUUGGCAGCUAGAGGAGAAUGCUUUUCCCUUUCCUAAUAGGACAGCAGCCAUCACUGUGACCAUCUCCAAUUCUGAUGAAAGGUCUUUGGCCAGAGAGAUGCACAGCCUUCUAUUCAAGCAUGUCUUCAUUGCAGUUCUUUCCAAACCGUCAGUGAUGUAUGUGAACACAAGCCAGGGACUAUCUGACCACAAAGAAUUCCUCUUCAGUAUCCAUGGGGAAAAUCUCUUUGGAGCCCAAUUCCAGUUGCAAAUUUGUAUUCCAACCAAAUUACAAGGCCUCUAUGCAGUAAGAGUGAAAAACCUGACAAAGACUCAGGCCCACACUGUGUGCGCCCAGAGGCAGGAGCGCGCUUGUGGGAGCCAUCGGUCUCGGCAUGUGGAGGAAUGGCAUUCCGUGAGCUGCGCUAUCACAUCCGAUAAAGAAAAUGUAACCGUAGCUGCAGAGAUCGCCUUGGGUCACUCCAAGCAGUUACUAAGAAAUGUAACCGAACUGCAGAUCCUUGGUGAAAUAUCUUUCGACAAAUCUCUAUAUGAGGGGCUGAAUGCAGAAAACCACAGAACUAAGAUCACUGUCAUCUUCCUGAAAGAUGAGGAGCCGCACUCUUUGCCUCUCAUCAUUGGCAGCAGCAUCGGUGGCCUUCUGGUUUUGAUUGUGAUUAUAGCCGUCCUGUUCAAGUGUGGCUUUUUUAAAAGAAAAUAUCAACAACAGAACUUGGAAAGCAUUAGGAAGGCCCAGCUGAGAUCAGAAAGUCUGCUCACAGAAGAAAACUAGGACCUGCUUCCUGUCCAUUGGGAGAGAAAACCAGCCAGUGCCCGAACUUCUACAGAUUUGGUGUCAUACUGCUUCCUCUUUCCAUACAGGAUGACCUAGAGCAGCAUAGAACAAAUUGUAGCAUAUUGUUUUGUUUUGUUUUUUAAUUUUAAUCCUCCUUAGGAGAGGAUUAAAGUCAUGUGGGGAGUAUCUAGUAUGUCUCUAUUUGAAUUUUUUUUGGCAGUACUGGAGAUUGAACUCAAGGCUUCACACCUGUGAGGCAGGCAGGCCGCCUUGUAACCACUUGAGCCUUGCCUCCAGCCCAAACAUAUUGUUUUUUAACUACACAUUGUCUCCAAAGCCUCUGUGCAUUCUGUGAAAAGGAAAGUUGAAAAACAUUUGGUAUUAAAUAAAGGUAAAGUGUUUUCUUUACAA